Messenger RNA from Pelodiscus sinensis (Chinese soft-shelled turtle), 623 nucleotides. The record is from RefSeq and is a predicted model, not a curated record. NCBI's taxonomy places the organism in Eukaryota, Metazoa, Chordata, Testudines, Trionychidae.
AUGGGCAUCAAGAAAGAGGAGGAGCCGGAGCAGACGCUGACGGCCGACGGGAAGGUGGAUUACAGGACGGAGCAGAAGUUUGCGGAGCACAUGAAGGAGAAGAGCGAGGCCAGCAGCGAGUUCGCCAAGAAGAAGUCGAUCGUGGAGCAGAGGCAGUACCUGCCCAUCUUUGCCGUGCAGCAGGAGCUGCUCACCAUCAUCAGGCCCCAGCCUUGCCCCCAGCCCUGCCUCCACUCCCCUCUCUGUGCCCAGGUGGCCUCGGAGCAGAUUGUGGAGCAUCUGGAAGAACUGGAAAAGGCUCCGGCUCUGGCUGUGCUGCCCAUCUACUCUCAGCUGCCCUCUGACCUGCAGGCCAAGAUCUUCCAGAAGGCUCCGGACGGGGUCAGGAAAUGCAUCGUUGCCACCAACAUUGCAGAGACCUCGCUGACCGUGGAUGGCAUCAUGUUUGUCAUCGACUCGGGCUACUGCAAACUCAAGGUCUUCAACCCCCGCAUCGGGAUGGACGCCCUGCAGAUCUACCCCAUCAGCCAAGCCAACGCCAACCAGCGGUCGGGGCGCGCUGGCCGGACGGGCCCAGGUCAGUGCUUCAGGUAGGCGCCUGCUGCAGCUCUAGUCCCUCGGCG